Molecule: messenger RNA, 1540 nt
Organism: Pogonomyrmex barbatus (red harvester ant)
Lineage: Eukaryota; Metazoa; Arthropoda; Insecta; Hymenoptera; Formicidae
Product: ras-related and estrogen-regulated growth inhibitor
Molecular function (GO): GTP binding; GTPase activity
Source: RefSeq, a predicted model, not a curated record
CGAGCCACCAGAAGAGAAUGGGGCGAGACAGUCGCGCUGAGACCAAGUGCCACGGCGGUUCGGAAAGCCGCCAAUUCGAACGAAGCUACUGCCUGUUCACGUGACAGACGCGCGAUCAUCGAGCGAUCCAUCUUUCUUCGUUUUCUUAUGAAUUGAUGCAGUUCGGUAGAUAAGUUUGCUAUGUUCGAUCACCGAUGGCAAAUCCGCGACGCUCGCGUUCGAUCCUUUGAUCUUAGGCCGCAAAAUUAAUCGUCAGCGAAACUUUCUGUAUUCGACACUCGAAUUAAAAUUGUGCAUUCUUCUUACACGACGAACUCGAUCACGAUAUGAAUCGAUAAAGCGUGUAGAGCAGAACAGUAAAACAGUAUAGCAACAGAGUGUAUUUUAGCUGACCGUGACAAAUGCUCAUAGUAUGACGUCAAAUGCAAUUAGAGGCAUCAGAAGGAAGAAGAGUUCACUGUGCGAAGUUAAGGUGGCUGUGAUAGGAGCUCCAGGAGUCGGCAAAAGCGCAUUGACAGUGAGAUUUCUGACGAGGAGAUACAUCGGGGAAUACGAUCAUCAAUCAGAAACCAGAUACAAACAUGAAGUAUUAGUCGAUGGGGAACCAAUUCUUUUUGAAAUUUUAGAUACAUGUCCAAAAACUGAGAAUGAGCUGCCAUCAAUAGAAACUUUACAAUGGGCAGACGGCUUGCUAUUGGUUUAUUCGAUAACAGACAGGAACUCAUUCAAUUUUGUCAGAAAAGCAAAAGAAGCUCUGGCAGUAGCAGAUCCUGAAGCUGCGAUGCCUCUUGCCCUUGUGGGAAAUAAAGCUGAUAUGGUCCAUUUACGACAAGUCAGCGCAGAAGAGGGAGAGAUAUUAGCAAAGGAUUUCGAAUGUUGGUUUAGUGAAAUAACAGCAGCUGAACAGGUUGCUCAAGUUGCAGAAUCUUUCCACGAAUUAUGCAGAGAAGUUCUUGCAGCCAGAAGAAGAAACAAACAAUCUUUGCUGGACAGAAUGCUCGGUAGUAAAGCGACACGUGCUUACUCACGAGGAAAAAGCGAUUCUGCUUUACCAAAAGAUUAAAUUAUUGUUCGAAGUAUAUAUGUGUAUUACAAAUAUAAAGAAAAGGAAAUAUCCCAAAUGAAUAAUGAAAAAUCGAUAUUGUAUUCGGGGAAAUGCAAGAAAAGAAAAUAGGACAAUUCGGGAAUAUAAUCGUUUACUAUAUAAUAAAUGAAAAAAAUGAACGAUAAAUGCCAAAGAAAAUAUCAUAGUUUUUAAUUUCUAGGUGUAAAGAUUCAUAUCAAAUAAAAUAUAGGGUAUGUAUAAAUUUUUAAUAAUACACCUACAAAAAUUCUUAAAACUGACUCUAUGACUCCUGAUGCACUAGAAAAGUUCAGUUCAAGAAAAAAAUGUAAUAUAGAAAAAUGAACUGCGUUUCUGAUAGUUAUGUAAUAUUCUCAAAAAAUAUAUUAGUAAUAUAUAGUAAUAUAUAUAGUAACAUUUUAUAAUUUUUUACUGUAUCACCAGAUUAAACGAGUCAAUCAUUUAAAUCUAAAAAAA